Messenger RNA from Opisthorchis viverrini, 192 nucleotides. RefSeq lists its product as hypothetical. The coding region runs from base 1 to 192 and encodes 63 amino acids. The record is from RefSeq and is a predicted model, not a curated record. NCBI's taxonomy places the organism in Eukaryota, Metazoa, Platyhelminthes, Trematoda, Opisthorchiida, Opisthorchiidae. The transcript has a single exon.
AUGACUGUUCGCCAAUUGGAGGACGCCGGGCGAGGUAAAUGCGACAAAACUAACAGAAGUGAGGAACAGUUGGACACAAAACUGUUCAACCUGAAUGGGUCAAAAGAUCAAAGUCUUGACGAACUGGUGUCCGACUUGCGUACAGAGGCAUCCGGUGACCAGGACAUUAUCCGGACAUUUCUGGAUGGAUAA